AGGGAGCCAGAUGGAAGAGCCAGGGAGCCAGAUAGACUAGCGGGAAAGCCUGAUUGUCGCAGGAAGGGGGUCAGGAGGCUGGGGGUUCGACCUGACCCGGCAUGGAGAGGCGGGGAGGCGGGCGCGUGUCCCGGUUGCUUAGAUUUUGGGAUGCCUCUUACUCUGCCAAGCCGCUUAGCAGGAGGGAACGUGUUCAUGAUCAUCUUUACCCCGGGCUUCUGUCCGGGGCGUGUCAAUGUAGAAAUCCCCCAGCGAAUGUUGGAUGAAUGAAUGAAGUUGAAGAGAGGAUACGCGGGGAACGAGGGUGAGGGGGACGGCUGGAGAAGAGAGGAAAAGAUGCUAGGACCACAGGAGAAUGGUAUGAUUGACCUACCAGAUUAUGAGCAUGUAGAAGAUGAAACUUUUCCUCCUUUCCCACAUCCAGCCUCUCCAGAGAGACAAGAUGGUGAACAAACUGAGCCGGAUGAAGAGUCAGGAAAUGGAGCACCUGUUCCUGUACCUCCAAAGAGAACAGUUAAAAGAAAUAUACCCAAGCUGGAUGCUCAGAGAUUAAUUUCAGAGAGAGGACUUCCAGCCUUAAGGCAUGUAUUUGAUAAGGCAAAAUUCAAAGGUAAAGGUCAUGAGGCUGAAGACUUGAAGAUGCUAAUCAGACACAUGGAGCACUGGGCACAUAGGCUAUUCCCUAAACUGCAGUUUGAGGAUUUUAUUGACAGAGUUGAAUACCUGGGAAGUAAAAAGGAAGUUCAGACCUGUUUAAAACGAAUUCGACUUGAUCUCCCUAUUUUACAUGAAGAUUUUGUUAGCAAUAAUGAUGAAGUUGCGGAGAAUAAUGAACAUGAUGUCACUGCUACCGAAUUAGAUCCCUUCCUGACAAACUUAUCUGAAAGUGAGAUGUUUGCUUCUGAGUCAAGUAGAAGCCUAACAGAAGAGCAACAACAAAGAAUUGAGAGAAAUAAACAACUGGCCUUGGAAAGAAGGCAGGCAAAGCUGCUGAGUAAUAGUCAGUCCCUAGGAAAUGGUAUGUUAAUGAAUACACCCAGGGCACACACGGUUGAAGAGGUUAAUGCUGAUGAGGAUCAAAAGGAGGAAUCAAAUGGAUUAAACGAAGACAUUCUAGACAAUCCACGUAAUGAUGCUAUUGCCAAUACUUUAAAUGAAGAGGAAUUAAAAUUAGAGGAAACACUGCUGGACCAGUCUUUUAAAAAUGUGCAGCAGCAACUUGAUGCUACAUCCAGAAAUAUUACUGAAGCUAGAUAAGUUUCCAUUAAGAGAAAAUAUAUCUGUUAAGUCAUCAUCCUGCAAGCUUGGCGUUACUAUGUAUUUUUCUUCUUGGAGUGAAAAUCCUUAGGUAGUAAAACUUUUAUAGAUUAUUGUUUAAAAUCUGAUAAUCUGGUAUUUAUUUAUAAUUAUGCUUGUCACUUUAGUUAAAUCUAUUUGUUCUCUUUAGUGUUUGUUUUUAUAUAGGUAUUUCUUCAUAAAAUGAUUAGUGGGUAAUAAGCAGUCUCUGCUGCUGGUCUGUCAUUGAAUGCCUUGUUUUCACUAAGUUGGGAGGUUUUGUUUCUGUUUUUUACCGCUCCUUGUAAAGCAGGGCUAAUCCAUGGACAGUGUGCCCAGAGUAGUCUGGGUGAAGUUUUUGUUUUGUUUUGUUUUUUUGACACAGAGUCUCUGUUGGCCAGGCUGGAGUGCAGUGGCACAAUCUUGGCUCACUGCAACCUCUGCCUCCCGGGCUCAAGCAAUUCUCCUGCCUCAGCCUCCCCAGUAGCUGGGACUACACGCUCGGCUAAUUUUUGUAUUUUUAGUAGAGAUGAGGUUUCACCAUGUUGGCCAGGCUGGUCUCGAACUCCUAACCUCAGGUAAUCCGCCCCCCUCGGCCUCCCAAAGUGCUGGGAUUACAGGUGUGAGCCACCACGCCCAGCCUGGGUGAAGUUUUGAGAUGUACAUAUAUACUGAAUAUUAAUGUCAAUUUUUUAAAAGAAGUAAAAAUUAUCUUAAAAACUA
Pongo pygmaeus (Bornean orangutan) is the source of this 1998-nucleotide messenger RNA. RefSeq names its product TIMELESS interacting protein (gene TIPIN). Gene Ontology annotation, biological process: DNA damage response; replication fork processing; replication fork arrest. Bases 271 to 1257 code for a protein of 328 amino acids. Gene Ontology annotation, cellular component: replication fork protection complex; nucleus. The record is from RefSeq and is a predicted model, not a curated record. NCBI's taxonomy places the organism in Eukaryota, Metazoa, Chordata, Mammalia, Primates, Hominidae. The transcript has 8 exons. Gene Ontology annotation, molecular function: DNA binding.